AUGGCGUUUCCUCACACCCCUAAGAGAGGGAAGGAUUUAUUCCAAUUGAUCGACAAACUUAACGAGCAAUUUGGUUUAGAUAUCCCUAACCCAAAGAUUCACUCACCAUCUCUUGAGCCUGAUAGAAAGUCGCUCAGGUGGCGCGUGCAUUUGGGCAUCAAACGGCUUCACUACGACCGGAAUGCCAACAUAAAUGAGACUCUCAACAAUUUCGAGGAUGUGUCCGAGUCGGAGCGAGACGAGCGUCUCAUAUACUUAGCAAAACUGAUCAGGGAUGAAUUGUAUAUAUUGACCAAGGGUUCCUAUUCACCUUUCUUCAAAGGACUUGAUGGGAUCCCUGAAAAAGCCACAGAACAAUCAAGCCCAUCGAAAGGGUUGAAAAGAAGGAUGUCUGAGGAGGAGGACGAAUUCCGCACUGCCCCAAAUUCUCCGGUAAACUAUCCUGUGCAGGGAUCUACUCUGGAGGACGCGUUUGAUCUGGUCAAUGAUGGGGAGGGGUAUAGUUUAGAUCCAGGGCCAGCUCAGGUUUUCAAAAGCCCUAAAGUUAAUGCUACAAGGGGACCAUCCGCAUUUGUCCAAAGGUUAACGGCACCUGACAAGUUUCGACGAUACGAUGCAGUGCCACCUACACAGGACGACCCAAACGUUAGUUUCGCAACCACCGAGCCGACAUCUAUUUUUGAUUCUCGCGAUGACCGAAUUGAUACCUCGUUUAUAUCAACCAUUACGGACGCUACUGUGCCCAUGUGUGACUCGGACUACGAAGAUUCGGUGGUGAAUCAUAUGCUCAGCCAGGAGCUGAAAAUGGCACUUGAAAGGUCACAACUCAUGGACGAGACUAUUGUUCAUGAGCCUCCCGAAUCUGUUGAGCAGCGACUGAUAGAUGACCUCCUUCACUACGGGCCAUUUGCGCAAACAUAUUCCUUUCCGGGCUCAAUACCCUUACGAUAUCGGUACGAGUUGGAGAGGAUAGGUAGAGCCUGGAAUAUUUCCUCUGACCGCAUGCUGGCUGGUAACAGCAUAUCCUUCAAAACACGCGAUGGCUUCUGGGAAUGGAUCAAGGGCCACAACCAACGCAAUGGGAAGCCACUCCCAGAAAAGCCGACCACGAAAGCUUGGGAUUCUGCUAUUGGGAGCUUCAAGACAGAUAAGCAUUCAGAAGUGGUUGUCCUUACGGGCGAUCUAGAAUGGUGCAGCGAACAUGAACCAGGCAUUUUCAAGAUGAACUUGAAUCCACUGAAGACCGAGAGGACAUGUCGAUUCCAUCGCCGUUUUGGAUCAGACAGAUUUCUUAGCUUGACAAUGCCUGCGCCGUCGCGCCCCCCGCGCCAUUUCCCAUUGCCAUCGGACCCUUCUCUGCUGCGAGAAACUAUAGCCCUAUGGCUGACACAGAAUGUUCACCGGUGUCUGGGAAGGAUAUGGAAGCCCUUCUUUGUAGAAGAGAUCAAGUCGAAACGCAAAGUGAAGGCAGAGCCGAAGUUCAGGGUGGACUUCUUCGCGAUUGAUGGCGUGGACUUUAAUAAGAACACGCACAUACCUCCCAUACCUCUCGCGAGACAAAAUAGUGAGAGCCACACCCCCAUGAGCUUGGACUCCCUGCUCAACUGGCAUAUGUCGCGAGACGAUAAUAUAAAGCAGGCAAACUGCAAACUGUUCCAGCGUAUCUCAUUGGGGCUUUCGAAGACCUUCGCGACUGUUGCCUUGAAGCCAUCGCAGAUUCUUCCUCUAGAAGAACCCGAAGGCACACCGGUAAUGAAUGAUGGUUGCGCGCUGAUGUCUAGGGGUCUAGCCAGCCGGAUAUGUGACUCUUUAGGCAUUACUGGAGCCACCCCUAGUGCAUUUCAGGGCAGAAUUGCUGGGGCCAAGGGUCUGUGGAUGGUAGAUAAGCACAACUCUACUAUCUCAACAGAGAGUGACGUGUGGAUUCAGAUAUCUGAUUCGCAGUUGAAAAUCAAGCCGCACCCGGCGGGUUGGCAAGAGCCUGUAGAUGAAGAGAAGCUCACAUUUGAAGUUGUAAAAUGGUCCAAGCCCUUACAUACGGUGGACCUGAACACCCAACUUCUGGCUAUUCUAGAGCACGGAGGGCAGAUUAAAGAAUACGUCGCCGGUCUCACACGAGCUGGGAUCAGAGCGGUAUGUGAAGACUUUGCUACUGUCGUCCAGUCAGACAGUCCCGUUCUCUGUCGCAGUCUAAUACAAAAGAUGAAGCCAUCAGCAGAAAGCAGUAGCGCUGCAAUGCUUCACAAGGUCAGACGCAUGGAGGAAUGGAUGGCCGACGAUGCGGAGGCUGUUGUUCGACUGACAGAGGCAGGCUUUGCACCUCGAACUUUCCGCCCUCUUCGGAAGCGUCUGAGGAAAUGUCUAAUAGGUCUGCUAGAUCAAUAUGUAGAACAACUGCAUAUUGAAGUACCUCUUUCCACCUAUGCUUUUUGCAUCGCAGACCCAUAUAGGGUCCUGAAAGAGGAUGAAGUUCACUUUGGCUUCUCCAGUAACUGGCGUGAUCCUGAAGGCCAAUUCGAAGACAAUCUACUCGACGGUAUGGACGUUCUUGUAGCUCGGCUCCCCGCACAUGUGCCGUCUGAUAUCCAGCGACGAAGAGCUGUGUGGAAGCCAGAGCUCCGGCAUUUCAAAGAUGUUAUCGUUUUCCCUACUGUUGGGACAACGCCACUGGCGCACAUGUUAUCCGGUGGUGAUUACGACGGUGAUACAACGUGGGUUUGCUGGGACCAAAAUAUUGUCCAGAAGUUUCGUAAUUCCGACCUAUCCACCAUGGAAUACCCUGCGGAGCACUUUGGUCUUGAGGAACAUAACGUGCCAAUGAAAGAUAUUGACUCAUGGGACGAGUUUCUUCAAAGCACUUUUACGUUCAAUUUAACCAUGUCUAAUCUGGGAAGGUGUACUGUCGAGCACGAGAAGAUAUCCUACGACGAAUCGAUCGACUCGCCGAAUGCCAAAGAGCUCGCCUGUCUCCUCAGUCAUUUGGUGGACGGUCGUAAAGGAGGGGUCCGCUUAUCAGAACAGGCGUGGCGAGCAUAUCGCAAAAGGGUUAGCCCUAGGGCACGGGAUGUGCCUGCGUACAAGAACCCCAGCCGAAGACCCAAGCUCACCAAUAUAAUAGACUAUCUACGCUUCGAAGUUGCUCAGAAAGAGAAGGAUAAUGUUCUAAGGCUAUUGGAGGGGUCAUUAGCUAAAGCGGGGACCACGUACGAGCAUGAUAGAGAUCUUACCAAGCCGUGGGACGAGGCACGGGAGCAGGCCGAGGAAGACCGACGUGAAGGUGGACAACUUCAUGUGAUUUUGAAAAAUGUCGCCCAAGAAAUUGAUGAUCUUUUCGACAGAUGGACCCGCUCGGUCACUGGCGAAAACUCAUUCUCGGCUGUCUCGUUGGAGAUCGCUGAUCAGGCUAAAGCCAUCCCACCACCCGAGGGUGAUCACCCUAUGAUCCUUGUCUGGCGAUAUAGUAACGAUGCGUGGCUCCAAUUGCUUGCUUCGUACUUGUACAAGAAGCGUCCCGAAUCAAGCUUUGUCCUAUAUGCCUUUGGAGAAACACUCUGCGAAUUAAAAGCCAGUAGUGUACCGUCACGAUCAGUGGUGAAUGAAAUUCUAGCUUGUUACCGGGUUAAUCAGAAGGUGGUUGCAAGGUUGACAGCCAGAGACACGGUGGAAGAUGAAGACAGUGAUGAUGGCAAUGAAUAUGAAGGCGCAGAUGCUAUAGCGAUGCUUCAGGCAACAAAACUUUCUGGGGGGUAUUAUGACUGGGACGAUGAUCUCUCCGUGGAGUGA
Molecule: messenger RNA, 3783 nt
Organism: Aspergillus oryzae RIB40
Lineage: Eukaryota; Fungi; Ascomycota; Eurotiomycetes; Eurotiales; Aspergillaceae
Product: RNA dependent RNA polymerase
Exons: 2
Coding region: 1-3783 (1260 amino acids)
Biological process (GO): siRNA processing
Cellular component (GO): nuclear RNA-directed RNA polymerase complex
Molecular function (GO): RNA-directed RNA polymerase activity
Source: RefSeq, a predicted model, not a curated record